Messenger RNA from Toxotes jaculatrix (banded archerfish), 3115 nucleotides. RefSeq names its product GTPase IMAP family member 8-like. The record is from RefSeq and is a predicted model, not a curated record. The coding region runs from base 271 to 2226 and encodes 651 amino acids. The transcript has 7 exons. Lineage: Eukaryota; Metazoa; Chordata; Actinopteri; Toxotidae. Gene Ontology annotation, molecular function: GTP binding.
GACCAAGUCCAAACAGGGAGUGUACUUGAAGAUGUUUUUACUGAGCAAUGCUUCCCUCUUAAACAGCAAAACUGGUUUGACUCUUGGCACGAAGACAUCAGCCUGAUAGUAAGGAACAAUAAGAAGUACUGAUGGAAUGCAACAGCUGAUCAACAACCAAGAUCAUCAACAUUCCUGGUUCAUUCUCACAAAACAGACUGAACGUUAAAUCAGUGCAAAGGAUCGUCAUUGUGUAUUUUACUGGCUGUUGCUUCCACAUCUGAAUAAGAAAUGUCCUGUGAUACUACUCCAGACCUGAGACUGAUUCUCGUUGGAUCACAGAGGUACGGAGCUGACUCAGUUGCAAACACAAUCUUAGGAGGAAGCUUUAAAUGGGGGAGAAGAACUGCUCAUAGUGUGACACACACAGGCCAGGUGAAUGGAAAGGUCAUCCAGCUGGUGAAGGCUCCUAUGUGGUUUAGGGGUUACCAUCUGUGUGAUACAGCAGAACUUGUGAAGGAGGAACUUGUCCUCAGUGUCACCCACUGCAAACCAGGACCCCAUGCUUUUAUUGUGCUGGUUGAGGCUGACUUGCCGUUCACAGAUGCUUGUGCCAAAGCAGUAGAGGCUCACUUAGAGCUUUAUGGAAAAGACGUGUGGAACCACACUGUUGUACUCUUCACCUGUGUGGAUUAUCUGGGAAAUCCAGACCCUGAGGAUUACAUUGCUGGUGAAGGGGAAGGAUUGAUACAGCUCCUGCAGAGAUGUGGACAAAGAUUUGUGUUUGACCACACAGAGGAACGUCAAACUUUAACUCAAAGGCUUCUGGAAAAGGUUGAGACGUUGAUGGAGAGGAAUUGGGGAAGACAUUUUGAAAUUGAAGAGAAAGGACUGCAGAGAAUUCUCCAAAAGAGGGAAGAAGUAAAAAUGAGAGCAGAAAGCAGAAGACAAAGAAGAAUCAAAGAGAAGGAAACACAAGAGAAGGAAUCAGGAACAUCCAUGUCAGCAGUAACCAUCAUCUUGCUGGGCUGGGUUUUUACAUCAAAAACUACUGUAGGUAGUGCCAUUCUGGGUAUCCCCAAAGACGAGGGGAGGACAGAAAAAUGUGUGAAAAAAACUAAAGUCAUAGGAAAACGACAACUGAAGGUGACUGUGGUGGAUACUCCUGGAUGGUGGAAAUAUUUUCCUGCCAAUUUGGUACAGACAGCUGUCAGAUCAGAGAUCAUGAAGGCAUUAGAUCAGGACGAGGCAACAAGCCACACAUCUGUCAAAGAAAACCCUCAAGACCAAGCUUCAUUAGGUCGAGCCUUCCUCCUGAUGGUCCCUGCCGAUACUUCAUUUACUAAUGAACAGAGGAAGAUCACAGAAGACAAUAUGAGGCCUUUAGGUGAGACAGUUUGGCAAAACACCAUUCUGGUCUUCAUCAGAAGUAAUUGGCUGGGAGAGUACCACAUAGAGCAGCACAUCGAAAGGGAAGGGGAAGCUCUCACUUGGCUUGUGGAGAAAUGUGGGAACAGGUACUUUGUCUUCAAUGAUGAGACACAAGAGCAGAGUAUUUUGAAAACUCAGUCUGAAGAGCUGUUAGACAUGGUUGAAGAAAUGUUGUUCAGAGGUCAGAGCACUCCAAAGAAAGAGACACGACAGAUAGCAGAAAUCAAAGACCACGCAGAAGCUAGCGAGGGACCAGUUGAUGAGGACAUGAAGAAAAUUGCAGACCAGCUCCACAGAAUGUGGGACUGGAAAUCAUGGGACAUUGAGGAAGUUAUGGUGAGAUUUGAUGAAAGACCCAUGGAAGACUGCACAUGUGAUGAAGACAGCAUGAAGCGUCAUCUUAUUGAUUUUAAGAGAAGAGAUGUGGAAAAAGUGCUACGAGAGGAACUGAGAGGAAAAAGCUUAGAAGAGAUGUUGAAGAUUGUCUUUGAACUCUACCUUCGUAAAGAAUGUGGAGCCUUUGAUAUUGUUUCCAUCAUUUGUGAAGAGGAGGCAAUCAAACCUGAAGGGAAGCAGCUGUUUGAGAGAGAGUGGAGCAGGAGAGAAGUGGAACUGAUGGAUUACGUCUUUGAAAGACACUUUUCUGCUAAUCGUCCCAGACGAGCUGCUGCUGUUGUUGUUGCUAACACUGCUGGAAAGAUAGAUGUGUCUGCAUGGAUUAAGGACCAAAUCUGUAGAGUCCUCAAAGAAAAUAAUUCAAUUCCAAGGAAAAGAAAAAAAAUAUUUAGUGAUGAUAGCAGCAAAGAAGGACAUUAACAAUUAAAUUCGAUCAACAAGGAUGAAGGAGUGGAGCCAUCAGGAUGAAGAUGGACCAUCUCUCAACAAACAUCCAGGAAAUCACGGUGGUGGGUUGCAUUGUAGAAGGUAUUGAAUUUCCAUCCAAGCUUCAUUCAAAAGUAACUACAUUUAUUCAAAGUUAUAUAUAUCAUGUUUGUAUAAGUUACAACAGCAAUAUGUUCAUAUAAGUCAUAAAUCUCAUCACUAUCCAGUAAUGACUUCCAUUUUUGAUGUCUGAGUCUUUUCAGAGCUGUAGAUUAAGUGGAUUUUCUCUCAGGUAACUCAGUUAACACAAGCUAAAGAAAACUACUUUUUUUACUGUGACUUUGAAGCGAGGUUAUAUGACUGGUCGUCCAUUUGUAUAAAUAUUUCUCACCUGACUCUUCACAUUAAGUAACUUUUACUCCUGUAGUCUGUAAGAAGAGUGGCCAUAAAGGCCUGGAUGUAGCUACUGUGCUUCUAACUUUUGUUUGUUCUCACACCAUGGCAAAAGUCAAAGUGUCUCGUUUUUGUAUGUUUUCUAAGCGUCCAACAGUCAAUAUUGUGUUUCUAUCUGUUUUAUUCAGGAAUGAAUAAGUAGUUGAACCUUUAAAAGUGAGGUACGCUAACUGUAUUCUUGUUGGCUUGAGCCAUGUUGUGCUGCCUCACCAGUCACUUUGUGCUCAGCUUUGAGUAGAUACAUAAAAAAUUAUUUAGAUAUGCCUUAGAUUUUACUGGAGGUUCUGUAUCAGUUAAGGAGAUAAGCUUAAAAUUUAUGAAGUCUAAAUAGAUAAUUGUAAAAAAAAAAAAAUAAUAAUAAAAAUCAGUCAUAUCUGGUUAAAUCAAUUGUAUGCAGCUUUUUACGAUCAAUAAAUCAUUUCCACAUUCA